Molecule: messenger RNA, 549 nt
Organism: Neocloeon triangulifer
Lineage: Eukaryota; Metazoa; Arthropoda; Insecta; Ephemeroptera; Baetidae
Product: Kazal peptide Pr13a-like
Exons: 3
Coding region: 121-414 (97 amino acids)
Molecular function (GO): protein binding
Source: RefSeq, a predicted model, not a curated record
CGAACGGACUCGAUCGGGGUUCAUUUGCAUAAGUGCGCGAGUAACUUACUUAGUUAAUAAAUAUAUGCGGCGUCACUUUUGUUUAGCCAGUCCUCUCUUGAAGCCACUCGCAGCAACAAAAUGAGGCUUUGCGCGCUGCUUUUAUCGCUUGUUGUCCUGCUGGUAUUUGCCUUUGGCGCCGAGGCGAUUCCUGCCAACAUACUAAAGCCGCCUAGCAACGCCAAUAAGAGCAACGCGAUGAGUCCUUCGGGAGGAUGCAACUGCAGGUGCAACCUCAGCCAUAACGACGUGUUCUGCGGUGUCGACCCAAAAAACGAGAAACAGACUUUCCAAAACGACUGUCAGCUUGAUUGUUACAACUGCACACACGAUGCUGCAUUUAGGAGGCGAUACAGCGGCGAAUGCAAAAAAUAAACCUGUGACCUUUAACCAUCUAUAAUCGCCAUGAACUGCAGCACACAGUUAAUUUGUCUACAAUUCUUUGCUGAAACUUAUUCACGUUGCUGAAAUAUUGUAUUUUGUUUUUAAUAUCAAAUAAACUUUAUUAAA